AUGAGUGAUUUCAUACAAUUUGACUUUUUUUUUGAAGAACUUAAAAAUUUGGGUUUUUUUCAAGGAAUUAAAAAAUUUGGGUUGACCAAAAAUUUAGAAAGAUGGAUGUAUGCUUGGAGAAUUUGUGACUUUACAAGAGAUCUCGUCGAUUGGAAUACUUUUGCACAAGCGGCUCUACUAAAUGCGGAUGCAGAGCUAGCACUUCGAAUAUUUCGACAUAUUGGCGAUGUCUCGAUGGGAUUAGCGCUAGAAGCUAUAGUAGGUAUAGAGGAAAAGACGCUAUUGGCUGCACAUGUGGCUAUGCUUCUGGGAAGAUACGAUCAAGCUGAACAAUUGUUCCUGAAAAGUUCGGAGCCAAAAGAAGCGCUCUCGUCAUUAUUCUUCUCCUCAACAUUCGAUCUCCAUAAAUUAUCGCCGUUUUCGAUGCGUCGAGAUCUUCUGGAUUGGUCGAAAGCGCUAGCGUUAGCUGAGCAACUGGCUCCUGCAGAAAUACCGUACAUAUCGCGAGAAUAUGCCCAACAGUUGGAGUUUAUGGGUGACUAUUCAACUGCUCUUGCACACUAUGAAAAUGGGAUCAUUGAGUAUCCUGAGGAGGAGACGGAACAGAUUCUUGAACACAACGAAAUAUGUCGAUCGGGGUUGGCACGAAUGAGCAUACGAACUGGAGAUAUAAGAAAAGGCAUCCAGUUGGCCCGUGAUCUUCACGGUCGAGUAGUAAAGCGGGAUUGUGCUAUUAUAUUGGAGCACUUGAGGCAAUAUGGUGAAGCUGCCGAUCUGUACGAACUUGGCCAGUUCUACGACCGAGCUGCAGCUGUUUGCCUGAAAGCAAAAGCAUGGGGAAAAGUUGGUGAAUUGCUCCCGAAAGUUCGAUCUCCGAAAAUCCAUGCACAGUACGGGAAGGUCAUGGAAGCGGAGAAGCGAUACAAAGAAGCGGCUGUGGCUUAUCGUAAUGCUCGAGACUACGAUAACCUUGUCCGAAUGCUUUUGGAUCAUCUAAACAUGGCUGAAGAGGCGGUAAAAGUGGUUCGUGAGAGUCGCAGUAUCGAAGGAGCAAAACUUGUUGCCAAAUUCUUCUCUCAAAUUGGUGAUCAUGCUUCUGCUAUUCGUUUCCUUGUGCUGAGCAAUUGUCAGCAGGAAGCAUUCCAACUUGCUGAAGCUACCGAUCACAUUGCUGAAUAUGCAGAUUCGAUUGAAGCCGACGGAGCUAGCCAAGAACAACUCGCCUUCCUUGCUGAGUACUUCGCGAAUGCCGGCGAUUCACACAACGCUGGUCGUUUCUAUCUCCGUGCUGGACACUAUCGAGCGGCACUUGAAUACUUAAUGGCAUGUGGUGAAAAUCACGAGUCGCUUGUACUUGCCAUUGAAGCUGUGGCUGCAGCGUCAGAUAAUAAAUUGACGACCAGGAUGACCGAGUACCUUAUGGGUGAGGUAGAUGGGAUGCCAAAGGAUGCGAAAUACCUCUUCCGAUUAUAUGUGGCACUUGGGAUGACCAAAGAAGCGGCUACAACAGCUGUGGUCAUUGCACGUGAAGAACAAGAUCAUGGUUCAUAUACUGUGGCAAGAAAUGUGCUCCUAGCUAUGUAUCAGGAACUCGUUGCGAAAAGUAUUAGAGUCCCGAAUGAGAUGCGAAACAGCCUAAUGAUCAUCCACUCAUAUUUAAUUGUUAAGGGCCUACUGCGACGUAAUGAAUCAUUGAAAGCAGCAAGAAUGUUGAUACGAGUGAUGACCAAUAUUAGCAGGUUUCCUGCUCAUGUAGUCCCCAUCUUGACGUCGACGGUGGUGGUAUGCUCCAAAGCUGGUCUAAAAGCUGCAGCUCAUCGUGCUGCUGUCACCCUAAUGCUACCAGAGUAUCGUCAAAAAAUUGAUGCUAAAUAUAAGAAAAAGAUUGAACUAUUUGUUAGGCGUAAUGAUAAAACGGAUGAUCCGGAAGAAUUACAUCUGCCGUGCCCUCAUUGUUCCUUUCCAGUACCGGAAACAGAACUGGCUUGUGACAAUUGCAAGUCGACUAUACCUUACUGUAUAGUAACGGGUCGUCAUAUUAUUGACUCGGAUUUCGCACAGUGUCCAUCCUGUAACUUUCCUGGUUACUAUACUGAGUUAAAGAAAUUACUUGCCCUUAACGAAAUGUGCCCAAUGUGUUCGUCACCGUUGAAUGAUACAAUACCAGGCGAUGCAUCAGCGUAUCUCGACAAAGACAAAAUGAAUCAUGAACAGAUGUCUAUAAAGUCUUCAUGA
Messenger RNA from Necator americanus (New World hookworm), 2235 nucleotides. RefSeq lists its product as uncharacterized. The coding region runs from base 1 to 2235 and encodes 744 amino acids. Gene Ontology annotation, cellular component: intraciliary transport particle A; cilium. The record is from RefSeq and is a predicted model, not a curated record. The transcript has 20 exons. Gene Ontology annotation, biological process: intraciliary retrograde transport; cilium assembly. Lineage: Eukaryota; Metazoa; Nematoda; Chromadorea; Rhabditida; Ancylostomatidae.